Myotis davidii is the source of this 857-nucleotide messenger RNA. RefSeq names its product ornithine decarboxylase antizyme 1 (gene OAZ1). Gene Ontology annotation, cellular component: cytoplasm; nucleus. The record is from RefSeq and is a predicted model, not a curated record. The transcript has 3 exons. Gene Ontology annotation, biological process: positive regulation of protein catabolic process. The annotation marks the transcript as partial. Gene Ontology annotation, molecular function: ornithine decarboxylase inhibitor activity. NCBI's taxonomy places the organism in Eukaryota, Metazoa, Chordata, Mammalia, Chiroptera, Vespertilionidae.
AGGUUUGAACUCGGUUUUUUUCUUUCACAGGAUAAUAGGCUGAAUGUAACAGAGGAACUAACGUCUAAUAACAAGACGAGAAUUCUCAAUGUCCAGACCAGGCUCACAGAUGCCAAACACAUCAACUGGAGAGCAGUGCUGAGCAGUAGCUGCCUCUACAUCGAGAUCCCAGGCGGAGCUCUGCCAGAGGGGAGCAAAGACAGCUUUGCAGUUCUUCUCGAGUUUGCUGAGGAGCAGCUGCAUGCUGACCAUGUCUUCAUUUGCUUCCACAAGAACCGUGAUGACAGAGCCGCUCUGCUCCGAACCUUCAGCUUUAUGGGCUUUGAGAUUGUGAGACCGGGGCAUCCCCUUGUCCCCAAGAGACCCGACGCUUGCUUCAUGGCCUACACAUUUGAGAGAGAGUCUUCGGAGGAGGACGAGUAGCAGCUGCACCACCUGCGCCCUCACCUCUGCCACCACCGUCAGAUCAUCGCAGAUCGUAGCCCCUUCAUGUGUCUCGCUUUGCUGGUGGUGUGGCCAACUGCUGCACUGGGGUGCAAAUGCCAGGCCGCUCCCCUCUUCUGGGUUUUGUCCGCAUGUUGUAAUUGUGCAAAUAAAUGCUCACUCCAAAUUAGCGGUAUAUUUCUUGAAGUUUAAUAUUGUGUUUGUGAUACUGAAGUAUUUGCUUUAAUUCUAAAUAAAAGUUUAUAUUUUACUUUUUUAUUGCUGGUUUAAGGUGAUACAGAUUAUCCUUGUACUUCAAGCAGGAGUUUUCUUAUUUGAAGUUUUGGAAACAGUUUUAGGUCUUAACUUGGAAAGAUAGGUAUUAAUCUACCCUUCUAUUGCUUUGAAAAAAUCUGAAUAAAAAUUACAUCUAA